Messenger RNA from Erinaceus europaeus (western European hedgehog), 4095 nucleotides. RefSeq names its product melanocortin 5 receptor (gene MC5R). The record is from RefSeq and is a predicted model, not a curated record. Gene Ontology annotation, biological process: G protein-coupled receptor signaling pathway. Lineage: Eukaryota; Metazoa; Chordata; Mammalia; Eulipotyphla; Erinaceidae. Bases 750 to 1727 code for a protein of 325 amino acids. The transcript is spliced from 2 exons. Gene Ontology annotation, molecular function: melanocortin receptor activity. Gene Ontology annotation, cellular component: membrane.
GAAUCCCUUUCUUUCCCCUGCUGGAGUUGCAAAAUCAUGCUUCCAAUCUUAAGACAGUUCUUGUGCAGGAGUUAAAGUUGGACCAACAAAGGGGUGCAUCAGGGCUCUCAGGUAAGGCUCUCAGCUCUGGUUUCCUAGUGAACAGGUGUCUGAGGACUGAACCCGUGACUGGUAUUAGAGACAAAAUCUGGUGAGUGAUGGGAGACCAUGAGCUGUUAGAUGAUCUGAUAGCAUUUUCAUCAGAACACAAAAGGAAGAGAAAUAAAAGCAAAGUGAAGGAGGAGGAGAUCCUAGAGGGAGAUUCGAUUGUCUUUUUUCACAGAUUUUCCACUAACAGGAGAAUAUUUAUAGUUGGACCUGGGCGAACUUCCAAAGCCUUACAGCACCUGCCUAGGAGGGGCGCGUCACUGCAGUGACGCUGCAGCUCUUGGCCGCUAGGUGGCGCCUGAGCCCUGUGGCUGGAAAAGAGCAAGUGUGGGAGAGGAGGGGCGGAAUCUGGUCUCGAGGGGGCGGCAACCGGGAGGUGGUUCCCUCAAGGCGGGAUAAAAGCAAAGGACCAGUGGCUGAGGCUCCAGCUGCCUGUGCCUGGGUUUGCAGAAGUCUCUGUCCUAGGGUGAUGGCAUUUAGCUCCAUGCAGCCAUUGCAACCUGUGGAUGCCAGGUGCCCAGGCUGAAGCAGCAUCCCCAGCAAGGGACCGGAGGACAAGAAGCUGAUACGUAGCUGCAAGUUUGCUGGCAAGAAGAGGAGCAAUGAAUUCCUCAUUUUACCUGCAUUUCUUGGACUUGAACCUGAAUGCCACAGAAGGCAACUUUUUGGAACCAAGUGUCAAGAACAAGUCUUCACCGUGCGAGGACAUGGGCAUUGCUGUGGAGGUGUUUCUGAUGCUGGGCCUCAUCAGUCUCUUGGAGAACAUCUUGGUCAUCGGAGCCAUUGUGAAGAACAAGAACUUGCACUCACCCAUGUAUUUCUUUGUGUGUAGUCUGGCGGUCGCUGACAUGCUGGUGAGCAUGUCCAAUGCCUGGGAGACCAUCGCCAUUUAUUUAAUUAAUAAUAAGCACUUGGUGAUAGCGGACGCCUUUGUGCGUCACCUUGACAAUGUGUUUGACUCCAUGAUUUGCAUUUCUGUGGUGGCGUCCAUGUGCAGUUUGCUGGCCAUUGCUGUGGAUAGGUACGUCACCAUCUUCUAUGCCCUGCGCUACCACCAUAUCAUGACGGUCAGGCGCUCUGGGCUGAUCAUCACAUGCAUUUGGACCUUCUGCAUAGGCUGUGGCAUCGUCUUCAUCGUUUACUACGAGUCCACCUAUGUCAUCAUUUGUCUCAUCUCCAUGUUCUUCACCAUGCUGUUCCUCAUGGUGUCUCUGUAUAUACACAUGUUCCUCCUGGCCCGAACUCACGUCAAGCGGAUUGCAGCUCUGCCCAGAUACAGUUCUGUACGGCAAAGGACCAGCAUGAAGGGCGCUGUCACCCUGACCAUGUUGCUGGGUGUUUUCAUCGUGUGCUGGGCUCCCUUCUUUCUGCAUCUCAUUCUGAUGAUUUCCUGUCCUCAGAACAUCUACUGCUCCUGCUUUAUGUCUCACUUCAACAUGUACCUCAUACUCAUCAUGUGUAAUUCUGUGAUUGAUCCUCUGAUUUAUGCCUUCCGCAGCCAAGAGAUGCGGAAGACAUUUAAAGAGAUCAUUUGUUGCCAUGGUUUCAGAAUACCCUGUAAGUUCCCUAGUAGAUAUUAAAGCGGAAACUUCUCAGAUUCCACAGGCAGAGCCACUACACCAGCCCGGCAGUCUACGCGGAAACUUCUCUUUGUGACUGUCUUUUUUUUGUUUCCAUAAUGGUAAGGUCAGUCAGGUGCAGCCAAGAGGUCAGCAAGAAAACCGGAUGUCAAAAGCGUGCAUUUUCUUUCUCUUUUUUUUCCAUCGCAACUUUGUGUUAUGUUCUGUGGCGGCUACCGGGUCACACUUAGACACACUGCUUUUUCAUUUGGGGAAAUGGUCUCUGGCAAGAUGUUACUGCCCUGUUUUCCUGGGUUUUCUUGUUUGUCUGUUUCCUCCUGUUCCAUUGCUUUUUCUAGGGGACAGGUGUCGAUCUGUUAUUUAAUGAGUCUGGGUGCAGCUCUAAGCAGGGAGAAGAGCUGGUUAUGUCUGAAAGAAAAGCUGUGAAUGUUUACAUUAUGUCUGAUUGCUUUCUCUCCCCGGAGUGAGUUCCAGGACUUCAUUCCACAUUCCUAGUUGUUUUUAACGCGUGCUUUGCAGCGCAGGCGAGAGUGGUGAAAUUCCUUCUAUGAAGCAAUCCCAUUUCCUGUGUUGUAGGUCUCUUUCCCUGCACUUCUGGUUUUAUGGCAUGUGUCCAUAAUUGUUCAGGAUGGGGUGUUCCUAAAUAUGCUUCUUCCAGUCAUGGUUUUUCACUUACUCAGACAUCAAACUUCAGGUCUGGGAAUCUGGAGACAUGGUUUGCCUCACAGCAGCCUUGUGACCCUGGGUCCAUCUCCACCCUCUCUAGGUCCCAGGAUUCUUCAUCCACCUUAAAGGCGUGGUUCUUAUAAUGCUCACACUCCAGCUCCUUAGUUUGGAUGUGGAUAUUUCCUCUUUUGUUUUGGAUAUUCAUAGCUAGGCAUUUCCCAGGGAAAGGGGAGAUGUAAACCGAGCAGGAGACCGGUAGGGCUGUACAACAAGAAACCACUAGAGCUUGCGGAGCAGAGAAACUCCUUGCACACACAUGUAAAGAACAUAUAAAUAAAACCCUGCCCCUAGCAACUUAGAAUGGGGGUGGGCAUGGGGUGAGGGGGAUGUGCUUGUGCAAGCAGGAGACUGCAAGAGACAUCCAAAUCUUGGCAAGUGUCAAAAUUAGCAAGUAGCCAUCAGGGAAGGUUUACAGAGGGGAGCUGGGGAGCCCAGAGAUGGUAGCACAGCAAGUUAAGUGCACAUAGCAUGAAGCACAAGGACCGGCAGCAUAAGGACCCCAGUUCGAUCCCCUGUCUCCCCACCUGUAGGGGGGUUGUUUCACAGGUAGUGAAGCAGGUCUGCAGGUGUCUGUCUUUCUCUCCCCUCUCUGUCUUCCCCUCCUCUCUCCAUUUCUCUCUGUCCUAUUCAACAAUAACAACAAAGGCAACAAAAAUGGGGGGGGGGAAAUGGCCUCCAGGAGCAGUGGUUAUAAUGCAGGCACCAAGUCCCAGUGAUAACCCUGGAGGUAAUUAAUUGAUUAAUUAAUUAAUCAAUUAAUUAGAGCAUUUGGUCCUUCAGAUGCUCCCUAUUCCCUUUAGCUGGACGUGUAGCCAUGUAUCCAUGAGAGGGAAGUAGUGAUGCCUGGGAGCUGAUGAGGAUGAACCACGGUCGGUGCUUUUGGAGUCUCUCAGCCUCUCAGCUACCUUGCUUGCCCUGCCUGGCCCCGCACCCGUUUGCGAGAGCUGUUUCUGCCACAGAGCAAGCACUCGAAUGCUGUUUGCUGUUGUUGCUGCAUGAACGUGUGUGUACUUGCUCCGCCCUCUGAGUGCUGAGUGAAGUUACUAGAGUUCUGAAGCGACCUACUGGUUCACACUGGAGCUCCACCUGGGAGCUCUGACCCCCUUGGAUCAACUCUCCUCUCUGGGCACUCCGUGACUUCAGACAGGCCUGACCUUGUCCAGAAAGACCUUUAAGGAAGUGCCCGUAUCUUUUCAUCUCUAAAUGAACUACAGAUAUAACCCAGGCAAUCAGAUGUGUCUUCACUUAGUGGGAAUACACAUAUCUAUACCUGAUAAGCUUGUAAAUAAGCUUACCCUUAAAACAAUUUUUCCCCCAAAUGAUCUGUAGAACUGUCAAAUAGCACAUGGGAGUGUAUUGUAAUUGCUUCUGCUUUUGUAGUUACCUUUGUUUCUAAGCAUUUAAAAACAUUUUUCAAUGAAAUGGUUAAUACACUGCAGAGACCAGACCUCCCACUUCAACAAGACAUUCAGGUUGUUGAUGGUCUUCUGGUCAACCUGUCAGUAAGCUCUGCGAAUGAGAAGACAUCUUCAUUGAUGAAUUCUGAUGAGACUUCCUUUACAGUAUUUAUUGCCUGUACAGUCAUUGUAUCUCAGUUCAUAAUGUUUUAACUUCUGGAAAUAAAGUAAUAUUGUACACUUGG